UUUUUCGAAAAGACCGAUAUUCAGUUCAGAAUUAGCGAGUCUGCAGUUGUUGGUUCCAAAUUUGAUUUAGAAAGAGCAGUGGAUUUGGAUGUAGGUAUAAACAGCCUCCAAAGUUACUUACUUAAGCCAAGUGAUAAUUUUUUACUUAAACUGCACAACCAAGCCGAUGGGACAAAGAAUGUUGAGAUGGUCUUACAAAAACCUCUGGACAGAGAGAAAAUUGAGAUACUUUCUUUGGCGUUGACGGCUUUAGAUGGAGGAGAGCCACAGAUGUCAGGAACAAUGCAGAUUAUCAUUACAGUGUUGGAUGUCAACGACAAUGCACCUGUUUUUACACAGCCAAUAUAUAAAGGCACUGUCGCUGAAAAUGCUGCAAAAGGCACGAUCGUGACCACUGUCAGCGCGUCAGAUGCUGAUAAUGGAUUAAAUGGUAAAAUAACAUUUUCAAUCACAAACACUUUAGAUGACGUCAGACAUAUGUUUGAUGUAAAUGAGGAUAGCGGCGAGGUUAGGUUAACUGGACAUUUGGAUUAUGAAAAGAAACGAAAUUUUCAUAUAAAUGUACGUGCAAGAGAUAACGGGGGGCUAACGGAUUCUUGUAAAGUGAUUGUUGAUGUCGUUGAUAUAAAUGACAAUGAACCAACGAUCAAAAUCAUGUCUAAAUCAGCUAUUAUAUCAGAGAGUGCGAAUCCCAACACAGUCGUUACAAUGAUUAACGUCCAAGACCCAGACUCAGGUGAAAAUGGUAAAGUUCAGUGUUUUAUAAAUGACAAUAUUCCUUUCGUUUUGAAAUUGACAUCAAAUAAUUUCUAUAGUUUAGUGACCGACAAUGAUCUGGACAGAGAGAGAGCAUCUGAGUAUAAUAUAACUGUGACCUGUUCUGAUGAAGGAGUGCCCUCCCUCUCCAGCAGCGUCACUCUCACCUUACAGAUCUCUGAUGUGAAUGAUAACGCGCCUGUCUUUGAGAGGAGCUCAUAUGAGGCCUACAUUGUAGAAAACAACACACCAGGCCUCUCUAUAUUCACAGUGAAAGCCAGAGACGCUGACUGGAACCAGAAUGCCCGUGUUUCUUACAUACUGGAGGACUCCUCUGUUAACGGAGUGCCAGUCUCCUCAUAUGUGUCCGUUAGUGCUGAGAGUGGAGUUAUCCAUGCAGUGCGCUCUUUUGACUACGAGCAGAUCAAAAACUUCUACUUCCGCGUCAAAGCGCAGGAUGGAGGCUCUCCUCCACUCAGUAGCAAUGUGACUGUGAAAAUACUGAUCCAGGAC
Messenger RNA from Etheostoma cragini (Arkansas darter), 1269 nucleotides. Its product is annotated as protocadherin gamma-A11-like. Gene Ontology annotation, biological process: homophilic cell-cell adhesion. The record is from RefSeq and is a predicted model, not a curated record. NCBI's taxonomy places the organism in Eukaryota, Metazoa, Chordata, Actinopteri, Perciformes, Percidae. Gene Ontology annotation, cellular component: plasma membrane. The transcript has a single exon. The annotation marks the transcript as partial. Gene Ontology annotation, molecular function: calcium ion binding.